Messenger RNA from Penicillium roqueforti, 237 nucleotides. RefSeq lists its product as uncharacterized. The record is from RefSeq and is a predicted model, not a curated record. The transcript is spliced from 3 exons. NCBI's taxonomy places the organism in Eukaryota, Fungi, Ascomycota, Eurotiomycetes, Eurotiales, Aspergillaceae. The coding region runs from base 1 to 237 and encodes 78 amino acids.
AUGGUAAGGGGGGGGGUUUCUGUAGUGUGGGGGCUGAUGCUCGAGGAGGAGUUGACUGCCCAUUGGCCUCGUGGCUUUAAGUUCUGCUCCCUGGAUUGGUGCCGAAAGCUAUCAGAAACGCCUUUAUCGAUAGUUUCUGCAGCCCGAACCAUGCAGAGGAAGUCAAGAAUAGCAGAUCCAAUAAAGAUUGCCUUUGACCACCGGGUACGAGCUCGUCAACUGUUGGAGCUUGGUUAG